CGCCAUUAUCCCUUUGGCAGAUUCACAGCUGAAAUGGCUUCCUCUCAUAGAGUUUGGCUCAUCACUGGCGCCUCGUCCGGCUUCGGCAGGGCUAUGGCCGAGCUCGCCCUAAAGAACGGCGACAAAGUUGCAGCCACCCUUCGCAACCCCAGCGCAUUGGAUGAUCUCGUGGCUCUGCAUCCGACUGGCAACCUCCUCGUGCUCAAGGUCGAUGUCACCCAGUCCGAGCAUACAACCGCUGCAUUCACGCAGGCUUACGAAAAGUUCGGUCGAAUCGACAUCGUGUUCAACAACGCAGGUCUUCUGACCAUCGGCGAGAUCGAGGCAUUCCCCGAGGACGAAGCGCGCAAGUUGUUCGAGGUCAACUUCUGGGGAGCCGUGCACGUCACCCGGGAAGCUCUUCGCCAGUUCAGAGAGGUCAAUAAGCCUGCGGGCGGGCACCUCCUCAACGUCUCUUCCGCCGGCGGAAUCGUCGGUAUUCCUGGGAAUGCUUACUACUGCGCAACCAAAUUUGCCCUUGAAGGCUUCAGCGAAGCCGCGGCAAAGGAAGUUGAUCCCUCUUGGAACAUCAAGGUGACAAUCGUCGAGCCGGGUCCUUUUGCGACAAAGAUGGUCAAGGAGAACAUCAAGCGAGUUCCGAACCACCCAGCCUACGCCGAUCCCAAGAUGCCGGGCAACCAGUUCGCCGCGUUCAUCACCUCGCCUCAGGACGGCGAUACUAUCAAAGCGGUUGCUCAGAUUGAUAAGCUUACGCGUUUGGACAGUCCUCCCUUGCGGUUUCCCAUUCACAGGGACCCUAUUGGUGCUGCGAGGGCGAAGUCGCAGGAGUGGAAGGAGGUGGCGGAUAAGUGGGAGUCGUGGUCCGAGGACGUGUAUCUCGAGAAGUAGAUCCCCAGUCUCCACCGUAAACAGGCAAUGAUCUGAUUACAUGUAGCAUUACAAAGACAAUCAACGGUGUACAAUGAGUUAAACUGCU
This is a messenger RNA of Coniophora puteana RWD-64-598 SS2, 976 nucleotides long. Its product is annotated as NAD(P)-binding protein. NCBI's taxonomy places the organism in Eukaryota, Fungi, Basidiomycota, Agaricomycetes, Boletales, Coniophoraceae. The coding region runs from base 34 to 888 and encodes 284 amino acids. Gene Ontology annotation, molecular function: oxidoreductase activity. The record is from RefSeq and is a predicted model, not a curated record. The transcript is spliced from 4 exons.